This is a messenger RNA of Schistosoma spindalis, 402 nucleotides long. NCBI's taxonomy places the organism in Eukaryota, Metazoa, Platyhelminthes, Trematoda, Strigeidida, Schistosomatidae. The record is from the annotation of a GenBank genome assembly.
AUGAAGUUCAAUAUUUGUUUUGUUUUGGGUGGACCGGGUGCUGGGAAAGGUACAGUAUGCCAGCAAAUUGUGAAGGAAUAUGGAUUUGUACACUUAUCUGCUGGGGAAUUACUUCGACAAGCUCGUGAUUCAUCAGAUUCUGAAUUUGCUAGUGAAAUACAAGAACACAUGAAAAAUGGGACAAUCGUACCGGCUAAAAUUACCUGUGGUUUAUUAUAUCAAGCAAUGCGAAAAAAUUCUGAAAAUGCUAAUUGUACGAAUUUUCUUGUGGAUGGUUUUCCACGUAAUAAUGAAAAUCGUUUGUGUUGGGAAAAAGAUUUAGGCCCUCAUACAAUAUUAAAAAAUGUCAUUGUUUUGGAUUGUCCAGACGAUGUAAGUUUUGAUUUGUUUCAUUAUCAUUAA